Molecule: messenger RNA, 894 nt
Organism: Yamadazyma jaroonii
Lineage: Eukaryota; Fungi; Ascomycota; Pichiomycetes; Serinales; Debaryomycetaceae
Source: the annotation of a GenBank genome assembly
AUGUCAUCUCAAAGCUCAUUAGUGCUAUUGAAUAGAGUUCUUAACUUGAAGGAUGGUAUACCUUUCGUGUUAGUGAUUGAUACUUUGGUACAAUCAUCAAAUUAUCUUAUAGAAGAGUUUGUUUCCAAAUACUCAGGGGAUGUUGUAUACUUGUCAUUUGAAACUGUUAACAAACCUCAUUAUGCAUCAGAAUUUAUUGAUUGUAUGGACCUCACUCCCAAAGAGAUCAUUUCCAAAGUUAAAGAAGUAGUCAAGACUCCAGAAACUAUCACAGCAUUGACUAAGAAAACUUUAAUCGUGGUGGAUUCAUUAAAUUAUAUUGUUCCUGAAGAAUUAACUACCUUUGUAUCUUCCAUCAUACUGCCAUCUAUUAUCUUAUUGGCAGUGUAUCAUAAUGAUGUUGCUAAGAAAUCCACAACUAAUGGAAAUUUCCCUUCAGCGUUAAGACUUUUGCAUUAUGUGGCCAGUUCAAUCUUUGAAAUCGAACCAUAUUUCACACAAAUCGACCAAGAAGAAUUCGAUAAUAAUAUUAACAAGUUGAAGUUCCCAAUUCACAAAGAGAUCAAUUCCCCCAUCUUCAAAUUGGAAUUCACUAAUAGAAGAAAGUCUGGUAGAGCAUUGAGUUAUAAGUUUAUCAUUAAUUCGUCUACACAUGUUUAUGAGAUUGUCAAGGAAAGUGAGGAAGCAGCAUUUGUUGAAGAUGAAAGUUUAUUGAAAGAUUUAACCACUUUCAAUUUAACUACAAAUUCGAAACAAAAGGUUGCCAAAGAACAAGUGGAAUUACCAUUUAUGGCAGCUCAAGAUGAACUCGGAUCAUAUUCUGGUGCUAUUGUUUAUGAAUUCGAGAAAGAUGAUGAUUAUGAUGAAGAAGAUCCCUAUGAAGAUCCUUUCUAA